Messenger RNA from Chaetura pelagica (chimney swift), 2610 nucleotides. RefSeq names its product glutamate receptor, metabotropic 2 (gene GRM2). The coding region runs from base 1 to 2610 and encodes 869 amino acids. Gene Ontology annotation, cellular component: membrane. Gene Ontology annotation, biological process: regulation of synaptic transmission, glutamatergic; G protein-coupled glutamate receptor signaling pathway. Gene Ontology annotation, molecular function: group II metabotropic glutamate receptor activity. The record is from RefSeq and is a predicted model, not a curated record. The transcript is spliced from 5 exons. NCBI's taxonomy places the organism in Eukaryota, Metazoa, Chordata, Aves, Apodiformes, Apodidae.
AUGGUGGUCCCCUUGGCUGCCUGGCUGUGGCUGGUGCGCCUGGCCACCUGCCUGGCUGCUGGGCAUGGCAUGGCUGGCAAGAAGGAGAUCAGCACAGAUGGGGACUUGGUGAUCGGAGGCCUCUUCCCUGUCCAUGAGAAAGGAGUGGGGAGUGAAGACUGCGGCAAGAUCAACGAGCACCGGGGCAUCCAGCGCCUGGAGGCCAUGCUCUUCGCCCUGGAUGAGAUCAACAAGGAUGGGAGCAUCCUGCCGGGGGUGAGGCUGGGCGCCCACAUCCUUGACACCUGUUCCAAGGACACCUAUGCCCUCGAGCAGUCCCUCGACUUUGUCCGUGCCUCCCUCACCAAGGUGGACGGCUCCGAGCACAUCUGCCCCGACGGGUCCUACGCCAUCCAUGACGAUGUGCCCACAGCCAUCACUGGUGUCAUUGGAGGCUCCUACAGUGACGUUUCCAUCCAGGUGGCCAACCUGCUGAGGCUCUUCCAGAUCCCGCAGAUCAGCUAUGCCUCCACCAGUGCCAAGCUCAGUGACAAGUCCCGCUACGACUACUUUGCUCGCACUGUCCCGCCAGACUUCUACCAAGCCAAAGCCAUGGCAGAGAUCCUCCGCUUCUUCAACUGGACCUACGUCUCCACGGUGGCCUCAGAGGGUGACUAUGGGGAGACAGGGAUUGAGGCCUUUGAGCAAGAAGCCCGCAUGCGCAACAUCUGCAUUGCCACCUCAGAGAAGGUGGGGCGCUCCAUGAACAAGAAGACCUAUGACGGGGUGGUCAGGGCUCUGCUGCAGAAGCCCAAUGCCAGGGUCGUUGUGAUGUUCACACGAAGUGAAGAUGCCCGGGAGCUGCUGGCAGCUGCCCAGAGAGCCAACGUGUCCUUCAUGUGGGUGGCCAGCGAUGGCUGGGGAGCCCUGGAGAGCGUGGUGGCUGGGAGUGAAGCGGUGGCAGAGGGAGCAAUCACUAUCGAGCUGGCAGCCUACCCCAUCAAGGAGUUUGCUACCUACUUCCUUAACCUCCAUCCCUACAAUAACAGCCGAAAUCCCUGGUUUCGGGAGUUUUGGGAGCAGAAGUUCAAGUGCAGCCUCCACACGCAGGACUGUAGUCAUUAUUCCCUCAAGACAGGCAAGUUUGAGCCAGAGUCCAAGAUCACGUUUGUGGUCAAUGCAGUCUAUGCCAUGGCUCACUCUCUCCACAACAUGCACCAGGCACUGUGUCCCAACUCCACCAAGCUCUGUGAAGCCAUGAAGCCUGUCAAUGGCAAGAGGUUCUACAAAGACUUUAUACUCAACGUUAAUUUUGACGCUCCCUUCAGGCCAGCAGACACCAACAGCGUGGUUCGAUUUGACCGCUACGGCGAUGGGAUCGGGCGCUACAACAUCUUCAACUAUCACCGCAUGGGCGGGCGGUAUCGGUAUCAGAAGGUGGGCUACUGGGCUGAGGGGCUCAUCCUCAACACCAGCCUCAUCCCAUGGGCCGAGACCUUCAUCCCUGUGUCCCAGUGCAGUGACCCCUGCAAGAAGAACGAGAUCAAGAGCAUGCAGCCCGGAGACAUUUGCUGCUGGCUCUGCAUCCCCUGCCAGCCCUACGAGUACUUGCUGGAUGAGUUCACCUGCAUGGACUGUGGUCUCGGUUACUGGCCCAAUGAGACCCUGAAUGGCUGCUACGAGUUGCCCCAAGAGUACAUCCGCUGGAAGGACGUCUGGGCCAUUGGUCCUGUCACUAUCUCUUGCCUGGGUUUUAUCUCCACCCUCUUUGUUUUUGGAGUCUUUGUGAAGAACAAUGACACCCCCAUCGUGAAGGCCUCCGGCCGGGAACUCUGCUACAUUCUCCUGACCGGGGUCCUCAUGUGCUACAGCAUGACCUUCAUCUUCAUUGCCAAGCCUUCCACCGGGGUGUGCACGCUCCGGCGCCUGGGACUGGGCACCUCCUUUGCCGUCUGCUAUUCAGCCCUCUUGACCAAGACCAAUCGCAUUGCCAGGAUCUUCAGCGGGGUGAAGGAGGGGGUCCAGCGCCCCCGGUUCAUAAGCCCCACAUCACAGGUGGUCAUUUGCAUGGCCCUCAUCUCUUGCCAGCUGAUCAUCGUCAUCAUCUGGCUGCUGGUGGAGACCCCCGGCACAGGCAAGGAGACCGAGCCUGACAAGAGGUACAUUGUCACCCUCAAGUGCAACAACCGCGACUCCAACAUGCUGAUUUCACUCACCUACAAUGUGCUCUUGAUUGUCCUCUGCACGGUUUAUGCCUUCAAGACACGGAAAUGCCCUGAAAACUUCAAUGAGGCCAAGUUCAUCGGGUUCACCAUGUACACGACCUGCAUCAUCUGGCUGGCCUUCCUGCCCAUCUUCUACGUGACUUCCAGUGACUACCGAGUCCAGACAACCACCAUGUGCAUCUCAGUGAGCCUCAGUGGCACCGUGGUCCUUGGCUGCCUCUUCACCCCCAAACUUCACAUCAUACUCUUCCAGCCCCAGAAGAACGUGGCCAGCCACCGUGUGGGCACUGCUCGGUUCAGUGUGGCAGCUGCUGGAUCCAGCCAGUCCCACGGCUCAGCCUCGCAGUUCGUGCCCACAGUGUGUAACGGCCGUGAGGUGGUGGACUCCACAACGUCGUCCCUGUGA